CCAUAUGUCUUCAACAGGCUUCCAUUUUCAGUUUCAGGGGCUAUCAAAACACACAGUGUGCAAAGGUCACAAUUUGCCUAUCACAGUAAACUGUUACUGUCAUUUGCAUCUGUGCUGCCACACUAAAAAUAAUGUGAACACAGCAUGCUUUCAGCCUGUCUGUUUGGCUUAUCCAGUCAGGAGGAGGCAAGGAUCUGCAAUAGCAGAAGGGGGAAAAAAAAGCAGAGAGACAUAAUAGGGAGUAAGGCAUCAAAAGGGGGGAGGCAUACAUGCAGUACAGUGUGAGUAUGUGUUGUUUCUAACAGCGAGGUAGGUGGAGAGGAGGAACAGGAGAAGGAGGAGGAAGGGGUGCUUCCUCUUCAGGCUGAGCUGAGCUGCUGAUGUAUCCCAGCAGCCCUGGUCAAUAGCAACAGGAAACCUUAGUAUAAAACUCCGCGUCGUGGGGGGAACCCUCCUAAGUAUCUCUCAGCCGCAGCAUGACCAGGACCGAGAGCCUGAGAGUGUGGACUUAAUAAGACAAUGCCCAGCCUAAUCGUCGAACCACUCAACACACAGCACUUCAUCAUGGACCAAGAUGACAGGAAGAGAAACAAGAACAUUGGAAAGAACUUCAUGUGCCGUCUCCAGUGCAUGUUCUCACACUCGUCGAGCUCUGAGAGGCUAAGUUUAGAAGAUACCCAACAAUGGUCACAGUCACUGGAAAGGCUUCUCGAGUCUAAAUAUGGAAUGGCCACUUUUCGCAACUUUCUCAAAUCCGAAUACAGCGAUGAGAAUAUUGAGUUCUGGCUCACCUGUGAGGACUACAAGAAGAUCAAGUCUUCAUUCAGAAUGUCUUCAAGAGCCAAGAAGAUUUAUGAGCAGUUCAUCAAAGCAGAAUCUCCUAAAGAGAUCAACAUCGACUAUCACACCCGAGAGCAGAUCAAAAGGAACGUCAAGACUCCCACCAUACACUGCUUUGACGACGCUCAGAAGAUAGUUUACGGGCUGAUGGAAAGAGACUCGUACCCGCGGUUCCUCCGCUCGGACAUUUAUAGAACUCUCCUGGAAAACCUUGCCGCCGAAGCCACGAAGGGAUGAAAGCACGCUCAGGGAGAGAGAGAGAGAGAGAGAGAGAGAGAGAGAGAGAAAAAGAACAUAAAACCCUUAACUGGAAUGUUUGAGCUCCUUCAGGAGGAAGGACCGACAACAAAGAAGGAAGGAGGGUCGACCCAGCGCGCUACACGGACACAUACAGAGGCCUCGCACCUCCGCCGUUGUCACUCCAGAAGCUAAUUGUGCCUUAGUCCCGUCAUGGGAGGAUCCCAACACUGAGCAUGUCACACCUUAAGGACUGUGUGAGAAGAAGACAAAAUAAACACGACCCUUUAGUGUGUGUUUGCACUGGAUAAGUCUAUAUACGCGGGAGAAUGAGCCACUUUUUGACAAUGAAUGAAUCAGUGAGGUGACUGACGCCCGCUCUGACUGUGGAGCUGCGUAAGCAAACUAUGCAGCAGACCUCCUUUGGCCUUCUUUGCAGAAGUGUUUCCUGUUUCCUGUGCAGAUUGAGAUAGAGGAUGUAAGAUACAACGGUCACACUCGAUUAGUUGCGUGUGUCUGGGUUCGCGCAUGUGUGUGUGUGUGUGUCUGAGAGAGUGCAAGUGAGUAUUUAGUUGUAGCUUUUAACUGCCAUUGAGACAGGGUAGGCUGUCCCAAAAAGAGUUGGACAAUUAUCUAAUGACAGCACUAAGGCAGACAACAAAUCCAUAGUGGACAGAGGACUUAAUAGCGAUAUGUCAUCCUUAGUAAAGGGUUGCAGAAGGCCGCUUGGUUCUGCAAGAGGCAUUCUGGGACACUUUAAAAGGAGAUUUUUCUCCUUUUUUAUGAUUGGACCGUUGUUGUUUUUUUCUUUUGUUUUUUUUGGUUUUAAACUGAUGUAGAUUUAAACUUCUAUGGGUGACAUUUUGUGCCACUAUUCAAUAUCUUUAUCCUUCUCAAAGAAAAAAAUAGUAGCAGUUUAUUUUAUUUCAAUAGAAAUAUGGAUUACAUUUCUUUCUUUUUUUUUAACUAAAAACAUAAUCUUGCACAUUUUUUUGCGUGGAAUCUGAACCAGAAGUUCCCUGUUUACGGCCAGUGGAUUCUAAUUGAAUUCCUCAGCACAAGACUACUGGCCGUUAACUUAGUCAAAACCAAAUUCUUACAGCACUGAAGUGUCAAGAGUUGUGAUUUAAUGUAUUUAACUAUAUGAGUGGAAUUAUUAUAGAGAUAGGAUGUUUCACGUUGCAUGAUAGGAUGGUAAAACUCCUUGUAUAGCUUGAGAAUAUGCCUUAUUACUGCUUUCCAAAGAAAUGUUGUUUGAAUGUAUUCUUUGGGGUUUAUAGUUAAGUUAACUUAAAAGUUAGACAGUGUAUUAUUUAUUGUUAUUUGUCACCAUUUGAGUACAACAUUUGUUGCAGUGUUGAAGUGCUUGUUAAAAUGUUAGUGAUUUGAAUGACAUUAAAUUAUUGUAUUAAUAAUUGC
This is a messenger RNA of Perca fluviatilis (European perch), 2496 nucleotides long. RefSeq names its product regulator of G-protein signaling 21-like. Lineage: Eukaryota; Metazoa; Chordata; Actinopteri; Perciformes; Percidae. The transcript is spliced from 5 exons. The record is from RefSeq and is a predicted model, not a curated record. Bases 520 to 1077 code for a protein of 185 amino acids.